CAUGGAGCUGGGGUGAGGACCGUUAGCUGAGAGCUAGCUGCCAAACUGCUUGGCGACUGGCUGCACGUGCAGAGAGGCUCCUGUCAAUUGGCUAAGGGACACGUGACGGAGAGAGCCGCCUGGUGAUUGGACAGCAAGUGCGCUGGUGACAUCACAGACUUGGUGGACCACCGGACCAGGUAUAAAAGGCAGAGCGAUGGCCUUCCUGGCCGCCAUUUAGGAGACAGAUGGCGAAGCCUUCCCUCCUCCUGCUCAUCGUUGUGUUCUGCGCAGCAGAGGUCUAUGCCCUGGAUCAGGACCAAGGACCUAUUCAGGACCCAGGACUCAUCCAAGACCCAGGACCCACCCAGAACAACAGGGUCACUGAGCUUCCGGAGAAGGGAUGCCUCUGCUCACCCCACCAAUUGCAGGCCCUCCCAGACAACUAUCCUCAAGGCCCUGGGCCUCCCUGUCCCAGGAUACCAGCUGGGACCUCAGCCUGCAGCCUGGGACUUUCCAGGAGGAUCCCUGCUCGUGCACUCCCGCAAACUGAAUGUCGAAAUGCUCUGCCACCGAGGGCUCAGUGGGCCAGAAGGGCACCCAGAACAAGUCAUUGCCUGGCCUCCAGAACACCAUCGCCACAGAGUCUCCAAAACACCAUCUCCACGGAGUCUCCUGCACCUUUUCCACAGAAACCUCCCUACUCAAAGAGCCACUCACACAGUCCUGCAGACAGUGCAUGUGAACUCUCCAUCCCAGGAAGCACCACUGUUAGCCUGGCAGAACCACAGAACACCAUCUCCAUAGGGUUCCCUGCAGCCUUCUCAGACAGACAACAGAACCACCAGGCCGGUGGGAAGGACCCUGGGCCACCUACAGGGAGUCCAUCAGGCCCCCACAGCAUGAUCUCCCAGGGCACAUCUGCCUCUGCAGCCUUCCCAAGAAGCCCAUCAAAGUCCUCUGCCCAUGUGACGAGCCCCAGCAGCACUUCUGCACAUCCCCUAACCCAUGACACCAGCUCUUACCCUCCAGGCACCACUAUCCCUGUAUACCCAAGGACCAGCACCAAGAUCACUGAAGAAGCAAUGUUCAGCGGCUCCAAGGUCCUGGUCUGCCCUUGGCCCCGAGCCCCCCAACCAGUCAUUGAUGGGCCCCCUAUCUCUGGCUGCUUUAUGGUGGAUGAGAAGCACCUAAUUUCAGUCAUCUUUGCACGCAGAGCCACUUCACAGAAUUCCCAACCUGUUAGCAACCAGAUCCCAGGAGGCGUGGAAGGUGCCCAGCCAGGCAUCAGUAACCCACCACCACUCCCAGCCUCAUCUGGCUCCCCAACACCUCAGCUCCCAGAUUGGCAAGUCACAGACCGGCAGGUAAAAGAUCAGCAGGGCCCAGCCCCAGCUGCCUUGCCCACUCUGCCUGGAGUUUUUGCAUCCCAGACACUGGGAGGCCUGGAAGAGGGGCAGCUCAAACCAUCCAGGCUGGAGAAGAAAGGGCAGCUCAGACCACCAGGACCCAAGAGGAAGGGGUAACUUGGACCACAUGAGCCCCUGAGAAGGCAGCCAGUUAGCAUCUCCAAAAGCAGAUAUUACUAGCUCAGGGGUGGUCCAUGUAGACCAAGAACACUGACUCCAUAGGGAAAGGCUUCCCAAAGGCCAACAGCUGGCAGCCUGAGGUCAUGCCUGGGACCUUCCAGAACUUGGCUGCUCUGAUAGGGCACCAUGUCCAGGGACUGGUGGGCCCUGACCCCACACCAGACUUAAGUUCCUUCUGCUGGUGGCAUGUCACCUGGACAGCCCUCCUCCUAUAGGGCACUCUAGUGGUGUAGAGAAACUACCAGAUGUGCUACACCCUGCUAACAGAGAAAAACCAGACCUUGAAAAAGAAUUAUCCAUGGAAAUAGAGUGUCUAGGGAGAGUUUUCCUAGGUUAAACACCUGUUUUUACCUCCCCCACCAAGCAUGUUUUCUUCCCCAGAAACCUUACCUAUUAGAAUACAGAUGAAUAAAGUUGUUAUACCCACCCAAAAAA
Erinaceus europaeus (western European hedgehog) is the source of this 2003-nucleotide messenger RNA. RefSeq names its product protein PRRC2A-like. The coding region runs from base 228 to 1505 and encodes 425 amino acids. The transcript has 2 exons. NCBI's taxonomy places the organism in Eukaryota, Metazoa, Chordata, Mammalia, Eulipotyphla, Erinaceidae. The record is from RefSeq and is a predicted model, not a curated record.